This is a messenger RNA of Punica granatum (pomegranate), 2800 nucleotides long. The record is from RefSeq and is a predicted model, not a curated record. NCBI's taxonomy places the organism in Eukaryota, Viridiplantae, Streptophyta, Magnoliopsida, Myrtales, Lythraceae.
CUCUAGUAUCCCUAUAAAUAGAUGUCAUAGUAACUGUAAUCCUCCACCCUAACCGCCCCAGCUAUAUGAGUAUGAGUAUUCCAUCCCAAACAAUUACUGGGAAGAACGAAUAGAGAAUGAUGACGAUGAACAAUAUUUGGCUUCUCCCCUUCCUGAUGAUCUUACGCCUUUCUGUGAUUGCUGUUGCUGCUCCCAGCAAUAGUACAUCUUACCAUUCUCAUUCAUCCCAACAUCAUUCGAGCCAUAUCAGCGAGUGCGAUGCCUUGCUACAGUUCAGCAAUUCAUUUACCAUCUCAAGGGAUGCAUCUGCUGAUUAUUGCGACUAUGUGGCCAAUACAUCAUAUCCAAAGACGGCCUCGUGGAAGAACAACACCGAUUGUUGCUCUUGGGAUGGAGUCAUGUGCCACAAAUCCACAAAUCACGUCAUCGCCCUUGACCUCAGCUGCAGCUGGCUCCGAGGAGCCUUCCAUUCCAACAGCACCCUCUUUUCACUCCCCACAAUUCAGAAGCUCAAUCUCGCUGGUAACGAUUUCAAUGGCUCAGAAAUUUCCCCCAGGUUCGGUAUCUUCACCGGAAUGACAAAUCUCAGUCUCUCUUAUUCUGAAUUCUCGGGGCCCAUUCCUCUUGGAGACCUUGCCCACCUCACCCACUUGGACCUCAGGUAUAACAACCUCAGCGACACGGUGUACUUUGAAAUGUUUGCAAGGUUUGAAAAUCUCCAGUUUCUUAACCUUGGAGGAAAUGAUCUUACUGUGUUGUUGCAAAGCAAUGGCAACUGUUCCUUCCCGAGGCUCAAAGUGUUGGGAUUAUCUCGUUGCAACUUAACGAAAUUCCCAUAUUUCUUGAGUUCUUCGGAUGAGCUGAUAGAAUUGGACCUUUCGGGAAACAUAAUUAGUGGUUGGAUUCCUGAGUGGUUUGGAAGAGUAAGGGGGAACGCAUUGACGCACUUGGAUCUCUCGUCCAACAAUUUCACUGGAGAGAUCCCAUCUUCAAUUUGCCAACUGAGUUCACUAACAUAUCUAUACCUCUCAAAUAACAAUCUCAGGGGCACCAUCCCAAGAUGCUUGGGAAAUUUAAGCAAUCUCUCCGGUUUGCAUUUGGGCGACAAUCUAUUACAGGGUCCACUGCCGCGAUCUUUAGCAAACUGUACAAGCUUACAGUAUUUAAUUGUCAGUUACAAUGAUAUAUAUGACACUUUCCCACACUGGCUUUUAAAUGCUACCUUCCACAGCUUGUAUACUCUAGGUUUGCAGUCAAACAAGUUUCAUGGUGUCAUUAGUGAAAUUCCCCUCUCUCCGCACCUUUCAUACUUAAGACUCUCCAACAACCAGUUUUCUGGCCCGUUUCCGAUAAACUUCUACCAAAAUUCAAGUGUUGAUUUGGUUGACUUAUCCAAUAACAAUUUUGAAGGACCACUCCCUGUUCCUCCACCCACCAUCAGAUACUAUCUCAUUCCAAACAAUAAUUUUAGUGGAAGCAUUCCUUCUCAGAUUUGCCACAACCCUCUGCUAGAAGUCCUCGAUUUGUCCAUUAACAGCUUGACUGGCUCCAUCCCUCAUUGUCUCAUAAAUCUCAAUGCAUCUCUAUCAGUAUUGGACCUUGGAACAAAUGAGCUUUUCGGUCAGAUGCCAGAUAUAUUUGUCCCAAUGACCAGCUUGAGGGUGAUCCGCAUGAGUCAAAAUCGACUUGGAGGCAAACUGCCACCAUCUUUGGCACAUUGUGACAAAUUGGAAAUUCUGGAUCUCAGUGAAAAUAAGUUUUAUGGUAGCUUCCCUAAUUGGUUAGAAACUCUUCAGAACUUGAAAAUACUUGUCCUGAGAUCCAACCAGUUCCACAGUCUGGUGGAAAGUUCCAAUAGAACUAAUCAUCCUUUCCCAGCGCUGCACAUUUUCGACCUCUCAAACAACGACUUUUACGGUCCCCUGCCUUUUAAGUACAUUGCUCACUUAAAAGCCAUGAAGGAAGAUAGAAGCCACCGUUUACAAUAUAUGGGUCAGGGAAAUGAAUACUAUCAUGAUUCCGUUGUGUUGUUCAUCAAAGGAAGUGAGUUGAUGUUCUCGAGGGUUCUGACUUUUCUUAAAACCAUUGACUUAUCAAGCAACUCCUUUGAUGGAGAGAUUUCAAUGGAAGUCGGAGAUCUGAAAGGACUCCAGGGGCUCAACUUUUCUCAUAACAACCUGAUUGGCAAUAUUCCAUAUUCUAUGGGAAAUCUAAUUAACCUCGAGUGGUUGCACCUCUCCUCGAACAAGCUCAAAGGGGAGAUCCCUAGAGGAUUGGCAGAUCUUCAGUUUCUCUCCUGGUUGGAUCUCUCAGAUAACCAGCUCGUGGGACCCAUUCCUCCAAGCAUGCAAUUCGACACGUUUCCCUCCGUUAUUUUUGGUGACAAUCCCGGAUUGUGUGGGCAUCCCCUCCCAAAAGCAUGCAGAGAGGAGAAUAAUGCACGAAAAAGGAACCCCUCAACUGGCCACGAGGAAGAAUCGAGCAAUAGUAUUGAAUGGAGGGCGGUACUGAUGGGCUAUGGAUGCGGGCUUAGCUUCGGGAUUUCAGCAUGUUACAUUAUGCUGGAAACCAUGAGACCUAGAUGGUUGGUCAGAAUGGUUGAGAGGGAGAUAGCCAGGAGAACAAGCAAGCCGAAGAAAAAUUUUGCACCGAGAAAUCAUGGAAGGAGGAGCAUCACAGGUCGAUGAGAUGGCUAGGGCGAGGCAAACAUUGGCAGAUGAACAGAUGCUUAAAUAACAGAAUUUUUCUGUUUUGUCGGUACAAUACUCUUAAUCGUAAUAUAAUGUCUGUCUUUACUCUU